CACGAGACUUUAAUUAACUUUGUCAAUGUAUUAAAGUCACCCCGUCAUAAUUAAUCGCCUUCAUCGCAAAGUACGUUGUCAAACAUAAUUUAUUUGAGUUUGUUCAGUUUCACUCAGGCUCCUGACUCGCUACCCCACAUGGGGUCUUUCCCUCCUCACGGCAACAGUUCACUUCUUUAACCUCGACACGACGCAGCAACAGGCGCAACACGACAAGUGACUUUGUGAAACUUCACGUCAUCAUUAUUAUCGUCGCCGUUAUUAUUAUUUGGGUUUUUCCUGCUCAGAGUUCUCGGAACAUGCUUCUCCCUGAUUGGCUGUUUGACACGCGCCUUCAAAAUGAGCUCCGAGGUGUGUCCGUUCUGUGGGAAGACAUACAAAAGGUUGAAGAGUCACCUGCCGCAUUGCAAGGCGGCGCCGACUUCCCAAGCGCCUCCCACCGAAGACGGCAUCAAAACGAAUCAGACGACGUCAUCGUCUUCUCAGCUGCUUGCAGGAAAGGGGGAAACGUCUAAACAGUCAAUUGUGGCAAGUCCAAAGCCAAAGAAAAGCUCAGUCGUGUCUGCGUCUGCAUCGUCCGCACCACCGCAGUCAGCUGAACUUCCACCGUCAACUAAGAAGAAGAAACAGAAGUUGUCCGAACAAAUCAAGGUGGCCGGCACGCAGUCCUCCAUCUCCUCCCUGCCGCCAUCUCCGUCUCCCGCCGUCUCCACUAAGCCAAAAAAGAAGAGCCUCCGCGCUCUGAUAGAGGCCGCAAAGCCCGACCAAGUUGCUCUGGGAUCCCUGGAAGGAACCAGAUCUGCCUCAGAGGAGCCGCCCUCAGGUUCAACUCCUCCGAGGUCCAAGACCACAGCACCGACCAAGGGCAGCAUUAUUCCAGACAGCGCCGGUUUUGCCGCUCUGUCCUCAAACACCAAACCCCUGGAUGCCCCUAAAAAGAAGGCGUCAAAGACGAAGAGGGCUCCGCAAUCUCCCCCCGCAGCCAGAGAUACUGACGCCGACGACUUCUGGGCGGACAUCACGGAGGAAAUUGAGGAGUCAUCCGAGAAUAAGAUGCUCUUAAAAUCCGGAGGGGGUCACCAGGCCGGGUUCACCAUCCGGGAUGCUAGAGCCACGUUGGGCCGAGCCAAAACCACCAGUCAGUCCGGAAGGGCGAGAAUCCUGAGCCAGGCGGAAACUGCAGACGAACUGAGCAGCAAAACCAGCCUCGGUCCUGGUCUCAGUCCAGCAACAGGUCCAGCAGAGAAUCUAACAGAUGUUGUGGGCUGCUCGGUACCGACUGAAGCUGCGUCGGACCAGCCGCUCGUCACCAGCCCGCUGCGUCCUCAGCUACAGUCAGUCACGAAAAAAAGCUCAACGUCUGAACAGGCGUCCUCAAUCCCUCCGCAACGCGACGGUUCCUCUCAGCCCAAACUCUUAGCCGCCGUCGCCCCGCUCCUCUCCGGCAACUCAUCGUCUCAGGGGAGCCCCGCCACGCCUCCUCCUCCUCUUUGUGCGGUCGGCGUGAACGGGGCGCUGAAGGCGGGCCGUCACGCGGCUGAACUCCUCUCGCUGUCGCCGACACCCGUCCACUUUUCCAGACCUCACGUUUUCCCUCUUGCGCCACAAACUCUGCCGCCGAGAGCCGCCGAUGGGUGGAAACUGGAGGACAGGAAACAGAACUCUGCUCACAAUCGCAUGGAAGACGCUGUGACGCGUCGGAGCCUCGCGCAGGUGAGACUGAGGGAGUUGCCCGAGUGGCUGGCCUGCAGAGCCCCCCGUCGUCCCAGAGAUGUGGUGGAAACGGUGCAGAGAGGCUGGCAGUGGUACUACAGGAGAUACAUUGACGUGAAGAAGGGCGGUGUGGGCGGAGUGGGCAUGCUGUUAGCUGGAUACUGUGUGCUCAGCUACGUCUGGAGUUACCCUCAUAUAAAGUGUGAUCGCUGGAGGAAGUACCACUGAGCUGGAGGGAAGAUGUGGAGACAAACAGCUGUGGCGGGAGGAGGGUUCCGUUUUUUUAAAAACUUGAACUAUGAAUUAAACAAACCAAAAAAAAAGGGCACAAUCUCUGAACUCGUCAGAUGUGGAGGUGCUGGUAGGAAGUCGCCAUUUCCCCCACUGUUCCAGUCUUGACAGAGCGCUGGCUGCAGCUUUACAUUUCACUGACGAAUAUGGGAAGUUGUUAAACCUCUUCGUGUAACUUUUUUUUGUGUGACGCAGGAAAUUUCCGAAAAAGACUGGAUGAGUUGUAAUACUGAUACUUGUAGUUUCAUUCUCACUUGACUGGCAACUGAAAAGGGGGGCGUCUGAAACCACUGAAGUUUAUGAAGUUUCAGGCAUGACUGAUUUUCAUUUCAGAUUCAUUUAUUUAUAUUAUUUAGUUUUCAAUAUGUCUUAUUUUAGACUGUUGAGGGAAACAUCCACAGGAAAUAGUUUUAAUUGGAAUAAUUUAUUUAUCUUUGUGAGCAAAACCAAUUUAGAUUUCAGUGUAAGAAUUGAAAAUAGUUUUAUUUCACGUUGAGAAGGGAUCUCGUCAUAUUUUUACAGUCCUGCUGUGUCCCUGCAGCUCCACUAGGGGUCACUGUUGGGUCGCGUUGACCAACCAUAAGCAGUUUGGCCGAUCAAAUGUUUUCUAUGCAGUUUUCUUUGCUCCUUUGUGCAGAGAGGCAUUGGUGCCAGGCUUCACGAGAGGAUUAAAGGUUAACAAACAGUUAUUGUUUUUUUAAACUUGAUCAAAAUCUUUUGUCUAAGAAGCCCAGAUGUGGAGAAACAUGAAACAUGAAAUCUGAAACACCCUCAUAUCAGCAUCUGUGAGAAGAAACCAUCUGUGUAGUGGAGGGUAGCAAAUCAUGGUUUUCUCUGGAAAAGCCCCCCCCCCUGUCACAUGAUGUUAUUUUGCAUGUUAAAUCUGCGUGUGCGUGUGUGUGUGUGAACACUCACAGAAUAGUAAUGGAGGGACACUGAAGGAGGUUCAUCAGCCGGACCAGACCAGUUUUCUUAUUGUAUUCAAAAUGAAUUUAUUGUUGACUCUCCUUGCCGCUGUAGUGAACACACAUUAGCUACAAAUGAAGAAACGACAGUAUUUUUUUUUUAUAUAACAAGUUGGUUUGUUUGUUUUUCUGAAGCUGCUUCUUGGCAAACACAAUAAAAAAUUAUUUCCAUUUU
Messenger RNA from Scophthalmus maximus (turbot), 3144 nucleotides. Its product is annotated as mucin-17. Gene Ontology annotation, molecular function: proton-transporting ATP synthase activity, rotational mechanism. The record is from RefSeq and is a predicted model, not a curated record. The transcript has 5 exons. Lineage: Eukaryota; Metazoa; Chordata; Actinopteri; Pleuronectiformes; Scophthalmidae. Bases 340 to 1941 code for a protein of 533 amino acids. Gene Ontology annotation, biological process: proton motive force-driven mitochondrial ATP synthesis.